AUGGCCCGACCACUGAGAUCGCUCAUCACUGUUGCCCAGUCUUCAAUCGCUGGUCCAUCAUCUCUUCGACCAUCGACAUCUACUUUGAGAGUAUCACCACUCCAGAGUCAAGUAAGGACGGCAUUCAACCUUUCAGGAUGGGACAAAUAUCUACCUAAAUUACCAAGACUGUUGAAAGAAGAAGAACCAGUUUCAACUACGUCUUCAGGAAAUGAAGGAGGAGUGGUGAACACGACGACGAAUGAAGGAAAGACAGAUCAGAAACAAGGUGAAAUAGAAGGUUCAACAGGCGGUCUAUUCGAUGAAUAUUCCAAAGAAGAUGAAGGUGAACAAAUCGAUAGGAAAAGGAGAAAGAGAGGUGACCAACCUUGGACUGAGCAUCGAUAUUCAUCAGCAUUACAUAAGAUAUCGCAUCGAAAACUAAAUGAUCUAUCAAGACAAAUAUCAGAUUUACCAAUUGAUGAAGCUAUUGUUCAAAUGCAAUUCUCAGAUAAAAGAGCGAGUAAAUGGAUUAAAUCUACUUUGGCUUUAGCUAGAGAUCAUGCUAUUGAUAAAAAUUUAGAUAGAUCAAAAUUGGUCGUUGCCGAAACAUGGGUAUCGAAAGGACAAAAAAUCUCAAGGUUGGAUAUCAAAGGACGUGGUAAAUACGGUAUCAAGCAUCAUCCAUCUUCGAAAAUUCAUGUCGUCUUGAGAGAAGGUAAAACUCAUCAAGAGAAAUAUCAAGAGAAAUUCGAGAAAGAUCUGAGAAAAGUAAGGAGUGCAGGUUUAGUUAGAGAAGAUGGUGUUAUCAGAAGGAAAGUAGUUAGUGGUUGGACUUGGUAG
Molecule: messenger RNA, 822 nt
Organism: Kwoniella shivajii
Lineage: Eukaryota; Fungi; Basidiomycota; Tremellomycetes; Tremellales; Cryptococcaceae
Exons: 5
Coding region: 1-822 (273 amino acids)
Biological process (GO): translation
Cellular component (GO): ribosome; mitochondrial large ribosomal subunit
Molecular function (GO): structural constituent of ribosome
Source: RefSeq, a predicted model, not a curated record